GCUAUACCCUGUCUUCAGCGAGUAACCAUGGACAAAAAUCACAAGAUGGAUUUGGACUUGCCACUCUCCUCCUCCGUUUCCGACGAGGACGCCGGCGGCGACACGCAGACCCUAACUGGCCGCGCCGUCUGCCACGCCGGCUGCGGCCGCCCGUCCCGCGUCUGCCUCUGCCCGCACCUGCCGCCGUCCCCGCUCCACACCUCCGCCACCGUCGUCGUCCUCCACCACCCCCACGCCCUCCACCGCAACCCGCUCUCCACCCUCCCCCUCCUCGCCCGCUGCCUCGCCAACCUCCACCUCCUCCCCGGCCGCCGCCUCCGCCCCUCCUCCACCCCGCUCCUUCCCAGUGCUCCCUCCCCAAACCCCGUCCUCCUCCUCUUCCCCUCGCCCGCCGCCGCCGACCUCGCCUCCUGGUGCCGGUCCACCCCUCCCUCCGCGCGCGCCAAUCCCACCCUCCUCCUCCUCGAUGGAACCUGGCAGCUGGCCAAGGAGAUGCACGCCGCCAGCCUCCCGUUCCUGUCCUCCUUCGUCGUCCCCGUCUCCCUGCCCGUCGACAGCGGCGUCGACGGGGACAGCAUGUUCGAGUCGGAGCUCGUGGUCAAGAAGGAGCCGCAUAAGGGGUGUAUGAGCACGAUGGAGGCAGCCGCAAGGGCGCUGCGGCUUCUGGAGCCGGAGGGCAGAGGCGCGGAGAUCGAGGAGACGAUGGUGAGGGUGCUCAGGGCGAUGGUCGCCUUCCAGGCCGAGCAUUUGCAGCACCGUAACAUCAAACCGAGGCCAAAGAUGAGGAAGAAGAAGGAUAUCAAGAGGGAGGAGGAGAUGAAGAAGAAUGCCGGGUUGGUGUGACUGAACUUCUGCGGAUUUGGGUUUGGAUCACUGAUGGAUUUGCGCCGUGUGGGAUUACAUACCUGUGAGGCCUUCGCAACAAGAUCUGAAGCGAGAUGAUUAUAGAGAAAUCAGCAGCUUGUGAGAUGAAACUCUCGAGUCGAAGUCCGCAAAGGUGAAAAAUUCGUAGACUCUUUUGCUAGGGAACAUAUGUUUGCUAUGUGCAGUCAUUAGCCUGAAUACCAGCAAAUGUUUCGUUAUUAGAGCGUGACUUCCAUCCUUAAUCUUCUGUUAGACUG
This is a messenger RNA of Lolium perenne, 1121 nucleotides long. Its product is annotated as tRNA-uridine aminocarboxypropyltransferase A-like. Lineage: Eukaryota; Viridiplantae; Streptophyta; Magnoliopsida; Poales; Poaceae. The record is from RefSeq and is a predicted model, not a curated record.